AUGAUGUGGGCCGCAUGCGUCUUGCUGACGGCGCAAGCGCUCGUCCCGCCGCCGCGGCGCAUCGCUCGCAGCCCCGCGCGCCGCGCCCAGUCGGCGGCCGCCGACGCCGCCGAGAAGACGUGGCGGAGCCGGCGGCGGCUCGCGCGCGCGGCGUUCGACGCGCGCUGCGCCUGGGACCGCGCGGCGGCGCAGGCGGAGCUGGAGCGGGAGGACGAGGAGGAUCUGGACGUGGUCCAGUCCACGGUGUCGACGACGGCGUUCGGCGUCGUCCUCGUGGCGCUUGUCGUGCGGUUCGGCGGCCGCGCGGCGCUGCUCCAGGUGCUGGGGUUGGACGUGGGCGCGGACCAGGAGAUCGCGCAGCGCAUCGACGAAUUUGUGGUGUGGGCGCGGAGCUUCAGCGUCGCCGGCUUCGAGGAUUUUGGUCUGUUGGUCGGCUACGCGGGGGCGUUCACCGUGGCCAAGGUGCUGUGCCUGGACGCCCUGACGUUCCUGCUGGCGGUGUCGUCGGGCGUCCUGUUCGGAGGCGUGGUCAAGGGCGCCCUGGCGGCGACGGCGUGCGCGACGCUCGGGAGCACGGUCGCGUUCGGCAUCGCGCGCUACGGGCGGCCGCGGCUGCGCGAGAAGCUCCUGGUUUUGGUCCGGCGGGACCCGAAGACGCGCGCGCUCGAGCGGGCCGUCGUCGAGCGCGGCUUCGCGACGGUGCUCGUCCUGCGCCUCGCGCCGCUGCUGCCCAUCCCGAUCGGGGGCUACAACUACCUGUACGGGGCGACGGCCAUGGACCUCGUCCAGUUCGUGCCGGCCAUGUUCCUGGGGUCGGUCAAGCCCUACGCCUUCGACGCGUACCUGGGCGUCGUGGGCAAGCAGGUCGUCGACGACGUCGCGGGCGGCGGCGCGGCCGCGCCGGGGCUGUCGGACCCGGUCAUCAUCGGCGUCUUCGCGGCGUUCCUGGCCAUCGGCGCGCUGUCGUCGGAGCUCGCGGGCCAGGCCUGGCGCGAGAUCGAGGAGGCCUCCGCCGGCGACGACGACGACGGGGAGUACCCGGACGGCGACUGGCUCGACGUGCUCGAGGCGCGCGAGUCGGCGCCCUGGCGCGCGUGGGACGGCGUCGCCGCGCGAGUCGCGGCGCGCGAGCCGGCGUGGUCCGCGGACCUGCGCGCGCGCGGCCGCCGCGCGCGCGCGGCGCUGCGGGCGAUGGCGCGCGACGAGCUGGCCCUCGCGCGCGCGGAGGACGCCGUCGUGCGCGCCGAGGAGGAGCUGCCGCCGCGCGAGGCCGGCGCCGACGAGGCGGCGCGGCGGCGGGCCUUCGUCGGCGCCUUCCGCGUGCCGCCGCCGGCGCCCGACGCCGACGCGAUCGCGGCGGCGCCCGUGCCGCCGGGCGCGCUCGCGGAGCUCGACGUGCAGCAGGCGCUCGUGGAGUCGCUCCUCUUCUCGUUCGUCGUCGGCCGCGCGGUCUUCGACGAGGCGUCCCUCGUCGCCGAGGACGACGACGGCGCCGAGAGGUAA
Molecule: messenger RNA, 1503 nt
Organism: Pelagomonas calceolata
Lineage: Eukaryota; Pelagophyceae; Pelagomonadales; Pelagomonadaceae
Source: the annotation of a GenBank genome assembly